UUGAGUAGGAUGUCGCGUAGGCUGGACGCGUUUCGUGAUGUUUAACGUGAUUACUUGCGGUUGAAGGGGAACCUGAAAAGGGGAAAAAAAUAAUCUUGGUUGAAAUGCAGAAGAGAAGUGAGGCUUCAUAUGUGACAACAAACAGACCGGGUUGAGACUAAACCGCCUCAGGAGCUUCAUCACACGAGUUGGACUAUUUCGCAGCUGCUGUACGCAAGGAAAUGGAACUUAUUGUUCAUUUUUUUUAUCGAGUAUAAACUUGCCAGAGAUAUAUUUUUAAACAAGUAAAUACAUAUAUAUAUAUAGGAAAAUACUGAUAUUAGACAUGACGCGUUGUAGUUCGACCUAGCCUCCUGUUUUGGUGUGAACAUCACGAGUGAGUGACGCUACACAACUAGCUAGCAAUUCAUGAUAAACCAUUAACAGUUAAAAACAAGAUAAAUAAAUGAAUACACAGACUUUUAAACGAAAUGAAAAAAAAAUAGAUGAGGGGAAAAUAUGAUUAUUAGCACAGUAUAGCCUCCGUGCUAAAUAGCUUGAUGAGGAUGUGGCUCCAUGGCAUCCUCGGUGAAGUGAGGUAACUCAUCAAAAUUGAAGAAAUAUGCGAUGUGUUACUUAAUAAUAACAAUUAAUCAAUAAUAUUAAUAAUAAAACCCGUGACUGACAUUUCGUUUAGGACUUGAUAUAAAAUAUCCCGCUAAAGCUUAAAAACAUGGCGAACACCGGGCUGUUUUUGUCCCGAUCCGAGUUCGAAAAUCCAGCCGGACCCCUGAUGUCCGGACCCGGCGAGGGAGCCGCGCAAGGGCCGCUUCCGCCCUCCAACUCCUCUCCCACGGACCCGGGCAUGAAGGGCUGCGCUAACGGGGACCUGAUGGACAGCUUCGGGAUCUUCCUGCAGGGCUUGCUGGGGGUGGUAGCCUUCAGCACUCUCAUGUUGAAACGCUUCAGAGAACCCAAGCAUGAAAGAAGACCCUGGAGGAUCUGGUUUCUUGACACUUCCAAACAGGCCAUUGGGAUGCUCUUUAUUCACUUUGCUAACGUGUAUCUGUCAGACCUCACAGAGGAGGACCCGUGUUCUCUGUACCUCAUAAACUUUCUGUUGGAUGCUUCACUGGGCAUGUUAGUGAUUUAUGGUGGUGUGAAGACCGUUAGUGCUGUGGUCGAGUGGAGGCAGUGGGACUCGCUGCGCUUCGGAGAAUAUGGGGAGCCGGUACAGUGCACUGCCUGGGCAGGUCAGUGUGCGCUCUACAUCUUCAUUAUGAUGUUUGAGAAGGUGGUCAUCAUCCUGGUGCUGCUAAUCCCUCAGUGGAAGAAGCUGGCCAUGCUCAACCCCAUCACAAACCCACAGCUGGAGCUCGCUCUCGUUAUGCUCAUUGUCCCGUUCUUUGUUAAUGCACUGAUGUUCUGGGUCGUCGAUAACUUCUUGAUGAAGAAAGGCAGGACAAAAGCCAAGCUGGAGGAGAGAGAGGUCGGGGACGAUCCCCGAGGCAGCAGCAAGGUGCGCUACAGGCGAGCGCUGUCUCACGACGAAUCCGAAUCUGAGAUCCUGUUCUCAGCGGACGACGAAAUGGAGGAUUCGGAUGGUGACGAGGACGUACGCAGGCUAACCGGUCUCAAAACUGUCAAGAAAAAGAAACAUCGACUGGGUAUUCCUCCAGGAGAGGUGAAGAAGAAGAAGCGUCCGCCCGUGAAGGAGGAGGAUCUGAAAGGGGCCCGUAGUAAGCUGGGCCUGAAGGGAGAAGUGAAGAGUAAAACAUAUGAAGUCAUGGUGGAGUGUGAACGUAUGGGCAAGACCGCGCCAUCUGUGUUUAGCGGAUUGCGCACUGGAACUGAGACGGCCCUGGACAAGGCCAAACCUUCAGGGAGUGUCUUCAGCAAGUGAGAGGAUCAGGAAAUCAUCUGCAUUAUACGGAAAGAUGGCUAGAAGCUCACUGUGGGCAAAUAUUUUAAGAUGAGAUUUUUACGAAUUUUUUAUUUUAAGGCUGAUGUUUUUGAGGCUAGUAAUAAACAAUCUAACUACAAUUUUGACAUAUAUUGAAAUUAUACAUACAUGAAAAUUACACAUAUAUUAUUUCCAAACAUUGAA
Messenger RNA from Clarias gariepinus (North African catfish), 2086 nucleotides. Its product is annotated as store-operated calcium entry regulator STIMATE-like. Gene Ontology annotation, molecular function: calcium channel regulator activity. NCBI's taxonomy places the organism in Eukaryota, Metazoa, Chordata, Actinopteri, Siluriformes, Clariidae. Gene Ontology annotation, biological process: tissue regeneration; chondrocyte differentiation; chondrocyte proliferation. Gene Ontology annotation, cellular component: cortical endoplasmic reticulum; membrane; nucleus. The transcript is spliced from 10 exons. The record is from RefSeq and is a predicted model, not a curated record. The coding region runs from base 713 to 1882 and encodes 389 amino acids.